UGGUCUCAGUCUGCUGAACGCGCUGUCACUGUGAUGCACUCUCAACUUGGAUUGGCCACCAACGCUUUCCCUCUUUUGCCUUCAUUUCUGCAAAGAAAUAUCGCUUCCCGGUGAAAAUGACCUGAGAGACAUCCAUCAGGGGCUGCUGUGACGUGGGCGGCAUUUGGGUGCGUGAACACCGGCGAGCGCUUCACAGAAGAAGCGCAGGUGGAUGACUGGAUAGAUAGAUAGAUGGAUGAAUGGAUGGCUGCUUUUCCAAUGAUGGACUUGACAUAAAAAGUGUCUCCCUUCAGCUGAGAUGUGAUACUUCCUCGCACCUUGUUUUGCAAACGUAGACCCCCUCCCAGCAGUUAUGGCACUGGAUCAAUGGUCCUUUCUUUCACCUCCACCCAACAUGACUAUACCUGAACCCCUCUUGUACGACAGCUUCCUCCAAGGGAACGACUCAAGCCUGGACCUAAACCUGACCGGUGAAAUAAGGGAGUCUCACCAGGACAAGACCAGCUCAGUCGUCAUCACUUUCAUCUAUUUCAUCGUAUGUGCGGUGGGACUAUGCGGCAACGCUUUGGUCAUCUACGUGAUCCUGCGCUAUGCCAAAAUGAAGACGGUGACCAACAUAUAUAUUCUGAACCUAGCGGUGGCAGACGUGCUGUGCAUGAUGAGCCUGCCGUUCAUCGCCUUGCAGCUGGCGCUGGUGCACUGGCCCUUCGGCGAGGUGUUGUGCAGGGUGAUCAUGACUGUGGACUCGCUCAAUCAGUUCACCAGCAUCUUUUGCCUCAUGGUGAUGAGCAUCGAUCGAUACUUGGCCGUGGUUCACCCCAUUAGGUCGACAAAAUGGCGGAAGCCCCGCAUAGCCAAGUUAAUCAACAUGACAGUGUGGGGUGUGUCGCUGUUAGUCAUCCUACCUACAAUGAUCUUCAGCGGCCUGGACAAGGUGCCGGUAUGCGGCAUCAUUUGGCCCGAGCCCCAGGAUGUCUAUUACACCGCCUUCAUAUUUUACACCUUCUUCAUUGGAUUCUUCCUACCGCUGGCUGUCAUCUGUUUGUGUUACCUUCUCAUCAUAGUCAAGGUGAAAUCAUCAGGCAUGCGCGUGGGUUCAACCAAGCGCAAGCGUUCGGAGCGCAAAGUGACACGGAUGGUCUCCAUCGUCGUUGCCGUCUUCGUCCUCUGCUGGCUACCCUUCUACAUUUUCAACGUCACCUCCGUCACCGGCUCCAUUAACCCCACGUCUGCCGUGAAGAGCACUUUUGAUUUUGUGGUGGUGCUGGGCUACGCCAAUAGUUGCGCCAACCCCAUUCUCUACGCCUUCUUGUCAGACAACUUCAAGAAGAGUUUCCAGAAGGUGCUGUGCCUGAAAAAGGUAGCGGGCUUGGAUGAGAUGGAGCGCAGCGACAGCAGAGCGGACAGGAGCCGCAUGGUUAAUAAUGCAUUAAUCAUCAACGCCAACUUGGAGGCUCACAACGCGGCGCUGCUCAAUGGCGAGCUGCAAACCAGCAUUUGAGGCGCCUGGGAUCGGAAGAGGCGGUCGGCCACUGACUACUUCUGCAGCGAGCGAUGUAAUAGUUGACCUUAUGGACUAACAGGAAUCUAAACAAUUUCACAACAGAGGCCAGAGAAGGUCCACUGACCCCCAGCUCAUGACUGUUUGAGCAGAUGAGGCAACUUGAUCUGGUUGACCUCAAGCAGAAUAACACAGCAAGCCUGUUGACUGACAUCGAACAUUAUUUGCACCGAUGCUUACGUCACUAACGUGGUGCCAUGGUGGAAACUACACCCAGUCGGGUUUCUAUUGGAGAUAGACGGCGACCAUACUGCUUAAUGGUGUGUAUGUGUGUGUGACGGUGGGGAGAUGUUUGGAAGUCAUUAAGCACUGUUAUGGUUAAAUGGGAGACAUGCUGAGGAAGCCAAACAUAUUAACAGAAGACAGCCAGCGACUCCCAAAGAUAAAACUAAAAACCACAAAAAAAUAAAUAAAUAAAUAAUGCUCGGUGGUAAUGAUCUGUUACACCGGCCGAGCCUUUAGAAGAUCACCAGAGCAACAAACUCCCGACGACGCCAUGUUAGUUCCUAAAUAAUGAAACACGUUGGCCGUCAGCCGAGGGAUGCUGCACUGAUCCGUAACUCUUCAACGGUCCGGUGGCGAAACAAAUUGGCAGCAGAGGUGACCUCACUUGAUUCCAAACAGUUCGGUGAUGUAAAUAGGAAUAUGAUUUUCGCCAACCUGGCGCACGUGUAAACAAAAGGUCGGUAAAUUUGUGUCCGGGUUUUCAACAUGGAACUUCUCACAAACGUGCUCUUUGCUGCAUACAGCAUCACUGUACAGGCUAAUCACGCAUAGAACACCUUUCAUGGCUUUUGACAAUGAUUAUGCUAACGCAAGGCCACCUUUCUCGGCUUUUUAGAUGGUUUAGCCUUGCAAAACAGCCCAUAUGAAUAUGAAUAUGACCAUGAGACCCUUUUUUUCUGCACUCAGACUUUCUAAUUUUCUUAAACGUAUUGCUGUAGGAUUUGAUUUAGACUAGGGGUCUCAAACUCAAUUUACUUGGGGGCCACUGGAGCUUGGGUGAGACUGGGCCGCAUCAGGUUUUCCAAAAACAAAAAAAACGCAUUUAUUAAAAACAAAAAAUUAAAAAAAACUUCGCUUUGGUUCCAAUUUUCUACAAGAAUAUCUUAUUUUUUAUUUUUCUACCCAAAAUAAGAUGAAAAAUAAAUAAACAAAUCAAGAAUAAAGAAAAUCAAUCAAUCAGUAAUAAAUAAAUAAAUAUAAUAAUAAUAAAAAAACAGCAAAUAAUAAAAACUUAAGAAACCACAUAUAGUUGGUGGGUAGACAAAUUAUUUUUUUCAGAUUUAAAUGAACAAAGCAUUAUUAGAGCCCUGUAGACAUGACAAAACACGACUAUAGUCACAUUUAUACUCUUUUUUUUAUUUACAACAUAUUGCGCAACUGCAGGGUCUUGAGACACAUGCUAAAACUAGCAAACUAGCGAGCUAGCGACCUAAGCGGUAUCCUUCAAGUUAUUUCCUUUAAACUUAAAUCGCCCAAAACGUACCACUUCCACACGGAUAGGGAGGAUAACUAUUAACAGUUAUUUAACCUUUAACAUGAACAUUAAUCAAACGUAAUAAUUUUUUCCGGGUACAUGAUACCAUACAGCAUCCAUAUCAAACUUGCGCGGGCCGCACUAACAUUAAACUUUCAUAUCAAGGCCGGGGCCUCAAACUAGUGUCCGGUGGGCCACAUUUGGCCCGCGGGCCACAUGUUUGAGACCCCUGAUUUAGACAAAGGAGCAAGGGACCCAUUUUCCCUUAUUGAUCUCGGAACCUGCUGACUAAAAAUUGAGUCAGAAUUUAAAGUUGAGGUGCUCAGAAAGCGUGCUUAUUUUUUGCAGUGUUCAAUUCCCGCUAGUAUAUCCUAAAAGAUAAUUGUACAAUAAAACCUUGUUGGGGCCGCAUAGGAACGACAUGCAUGUUAGCUUCACUCCAAAUUGUCCAUAGGUAUGAAUGUGAGUGUGAAUGGUUGUUUGUCUAUAUGUGCCCUGUGAUUGGCUACAUCACAGCAACCCCUGGGCGGGGGGGGGGAAUAAUAACAUUUCUUAUGUGAUUCCCAUUUUGUAGAUUUAAUUAUCCGUUAAGCGGGAGAGAGCCCAAUGCCCUUUUCGGUUCUAUCAAACGAUUUGUGCACAGUGACCUUUUGUUCCGCGGAGAUCUGGAGGUUCGCUAAGGCUCUGUGAUACAAAUGAGGUCAUCCUGCAGUGUCAGGUUGACUUUGAAGCACAUUGCUGCUUCGGUCACGAACCAUCAAGCAGUGAUACACAUUGGCAGACAAUUAGAAUACUUUACACUGCGUGUAUUCUUUUUUUGUAGUCCUUUGUGUACCUUUAACAAAUUUGGUAAUGGCAUUUUCCGUAUAGUAGAAUGAAAUUGCAGCAGCUCAAUUUUCAGUGUAAGACAGUAUGACAGUACAAAAUAUAGAAAUUAGAAGAAUAAAUAAUAUUAAAUAACGAAGAGUCUACAUCGUAGAGGACGAUUGGUUGCCUUGGUUACAUGGUCUUGUUGAGGGAGAUGAUGGCAAGAAAGGAAAGAAACUGUUUUUUAGUUUUUGUUAAUUAAUGGUAAUGGUUUAAUUUCAUUUGAACAUGCAUCAGAUUACAAUUGAGUGCAUCCCAUAAUCAGUUCACAGUUCCACAUGUCCAAAAGGAGUAGGGAGAGGCAAAGCUUAUUAAAUCCUACCCAUCCGUCUGGUACUUUUACAAGCAGUAACUGUUACAUUUGUUCACUUCCUGCUUUCCUAAUAUAGUUUAAGUUUUAAAUUAAAUUAAAUUAAAUUAAAUUAAAUUAAAUUAAAUUAAAUUAAAUUAAAUUAAAUUAAAUUAAAUUAAAUUAAAUUAAAUUAAAUUAAAUUAAAUUAAAUUAAAUUAAAUUAAAUUAAAUUUUAUUUUAUUUUAUUUUAUUUUAUUUUAUUUUAUUUUAUUUUAUUUCACGUACCGAAGUAUGAGGUGAUAUGAGUAUCCAAUGACAUAAUGGGUACCAUAGUAAGUGUCAAUAUAGUGAUAUAUAUAGCACAUCAUGACUGGUUCAAGACUCUUCAUCCUUGUAUUUAGCAAACAUCAACUUGGUAGGGAAAUGAUUAUAACAGCCCCCAAACUACAUUUAACCACACAUUUGCAUUUUCCACAGACGGAAGAGCUUUGAAUACCAGAUAUCUGAAUUAUGAAUCAGGAUGAUAUUGUGAAGUAUUUUUGGAAUUCAGCACAUUUGGUUGUUGUUUGCACACUGCAAGGAUCCAUUUGUGCAGCGGUCGGCUUGGCCUGAAUACUGAGUGCUUCUACACAAUAGACCACGUACGGUCACGUGUUUGCAUAAUGAUGUCUGCAUAUAAAGAAGAGAUAACGUUCUACCUCGUGAUGCAUCGCACAGACGUAAACUCGCCUCAGUGGUGCUCUUCACCAACAGAACGGCUCAUCGGCACCAUUCCAUUGUCCAAAGGCUGCAUGGAAAACUAUUUUUCACAUGGAUGCCCCUGUGUAGAUAAAACCAAAUCCUUGUGUAUUCCAUCUGAUUCUGUGUACUCCCACUGUAUGUCCACUCACUCUUUGUUUCGUAUGCGCAAAAUCAUAUGAACAGAUCUAGUCAUGGUGCAUUGGACUGACACGAAGUGAAACAUCCUGAAAGGCAAGACUUUCAGUGCCGUCGGCUGUUCCGACCUAACGUACUAAAUGGGCCGUUCUGACGAUUAAUCCAUGUUGACAAGAUGGUUGAUCCAAAUCUAAUAUAAAUGUAGCCUAAUGAUAUGUCACAUGUAGACGCCCAAAAAGGGUACAAAGAAGAUCUAAGUUGAAACGAGGUCAGAUAAUGAAAAAGUAUUCCGUAAUUUGGGUUGCCAUGUAGCUCAGCUCCACACCGUGUGUCGAUGCUGUGUGUGUGCCUGCCAAUGUAUAGUGUAAAAAAAAAAAAAAAAAAAACACAUAAAGAAGAAGCUUCUUGCCUUCUCUUGUUUUCUAUUCAACUUAUUUGUGAAGGGCUAGAACGUGCAGCGUUCGAUAUCAAGUCAAUGUAUCACGAGAUGUAUCACGGAAGGGGUUGCAUGUCACACCCUGUGUGUGAGUACACCCAUCACAGUCACACACACACACACUUGUAUAACAAUGUAGCUUGAUAUCCAUUUCAUCGUACCCACUCAUGAAUUAUGGAUAAAGUACUUUUCCAUGCAGUGUAUUUACUCAAUGUGCCUUGUAACUAAACAAGCGUACAGCAAAGCAACACAUGUCUUUCAAAGGCCUUUGUACUACUAUAGUCUAGUCCAUGAGCGAAACCAAGGUUAUGUUGCUUAUGUCGGUGUUUUAAUGUGAAGUGCAGAAUCUGUGACUACUGUUGAUAGAAUAUAAAAAAAAAAAGAUCAUUGAUUGUAUAAGACAAUCUCUGUGAUUAAAAACACAGGACACUUCCUGCUCCCGUUGUGUAUUGUUUUUAUCCCUGCCAAGUACCCCCUCUAAGUGCGUUACCAUGCAGUAUUUUAGCUGACUACAAUAUGAAUAAGGCUUGCAAAAUGCUUUUCAGCAUCUACUCUGAUACUUGGAUUCUUUUAAAAGCAUUUUCAUUUCAUUUAUUUAUGCCAAGGACCACGUGCACGUACUUUUGUCUCCGGAAAGCAAGUCAUCUGCAAGCAGACGCUGAAGUUCAGCUCAUCAGAGACGCAGCU
This is a messenger RNA of Doryrhamphus excisus (bluestripe pipefish), 6199 nucleotides long. Its product is annotated as somatostatin receptor type 2. The record is from RefSeq and is a predicted model, not a curated record. Gene Ontology annotation, molecular function: somatostatin receptor activity; neuropeptide binding. Gene Ontology annotation, biological process: cellular response to estradiol stimulus; cellular response to glucocorticoid stimulus; neuropeptide signaling pathway. Lineage: Eukaryota; Metazoa; Chordata; Actinopteri; Syngnathiformes; Syngnathidae. Gene Ontology annotation, cellular component: plasma membrane; neuron projection.